AACAAAAAAUUGCAAUAAAAACAAAUACUAUUGAGAAAAGGUUAAAAACUAAGUUAAUAGUAAUACUAGUAGGUUCAAAAAACUAAAUAGAGAAAAAUAAAAUAUAUGAGCACGACUAUGGAUUCACACACGUACGUAGCAUUGAAAUUAUAUCCCAGUAUAAUUUUUAUAAGUAACUCCUUUCUCAAUCAAAUUAACCAAAAGCAUAGUAUUAUUCAUUAGUCUCUUUCUCUCUCCCUCUCUCAUCCUUUUUUGAGUUUCAAAAUGCAUAAAUACGAGAAAGAUAGACGAAGACCCAAUUAAAGUCCAAACACAAAUCUAGACCCCAUACGAAAAAACCUAAUCCCCAGGCUUUUCUCCUCUUUUAUCUUCUUUACUACUUUCCACGUUUUUCCUCUCUCAUUGUUCUUCACCAUGUCUAAUGAAUCCAAAGGUCUCUACAGCUACCAGUACCUGUCAUCCUUGUCUUUGUACGAACUGAUGAAUCUCCCUACUUCAACUCCAUCUUCUUACGGAAACAACGGUUUUGUUCCAUCUUCUUACUCCUUAGCCGAUUGCUUCCAAAGCUCUCCCGGAGCAGCGUACGACUCUUUACUUCAUAAAACUUUAGGUGUUUCUCCCUCUUCCUCAGAGGUUUUCAACUCUUUGGUCGAUCAAGAAUCGAAGCACGAUGUAACUAACGACGUUAUCGGUGAGACUCCAACUAGGGUUUCAGCAUCUUCUUCCUCUAGCGAGGCUGAUCAUCCCGGCGAAGAUUCCGGUAAGAGCCAGAGGAAACGAGAGCUAGUUGGAUAUGGAGGUGAAGAAAAUCGAAUCUCCAAAAAAGUUGGUAAAACGAAAAAGGAGGAGAAGAAACAAAGAGAGCCACGAGUCUCGUUUAUGACUAAAAGCGAAGUUGAUCAUCUUGAAGAUGGUUAUAGAUGGAGAAAGUACGGCCAAAAGGCCGUCAAAAACAGCAUUUAUCCAAGGAGUUACUAUAGAUGUACAACGCAAAGGUGCAAUGUGAAGAAGCGAGUGGAGAGAUCGUUCCAAGAUCCAACGGUUGUGAUUACAACUUACGAGGGUCAACACAAUCACCCGCUUCCGACUAAUCUCCGGGGAAGUUCCGCCGCGGCUGCUAUGUACUCCGCUGACUUCAUGACUCCGGGAAGCUUCACUCAUGACAUGUUUCGGUCGUCUGCUUACACUAGCGGCGGUUCAGCUUUGGAUUACGGAUAUGAACAGAGUAGUUAUGGUAGUGUGAAUGCAAACCCUAACGCUCAUCAAGAGUAUCGCCAAGGAGGUGAAUAUGAGCUCUUGAAGGAGAUAUUUCCUUCUAUUUUCUUCAAGCAAGAGCCUUGAUUGAUCCUAGCUUGAAACUACAUAUAUACACUUAUAUAGUAGUACUAUAUACAUAUAUAAGAGAGAGGAGAGAUAAUUCCAAUAUAUAUGCAACUUAAUAUCUAUUUUGUCUCUCUUAUUUGCAUGUACAUAUAUUUUUCAUGAGAGAAUGAGACAGAAAUUGAGCUUGGAUUAGAUUUAGUGAUAUAUGUUUAAUGUGUUAACAGUAUAUUUUCCUUGUUUGUUUGUUUUGCUGUAAUAUUGUAGUUCCUCUAAUUUGGAUGAUUUUAUGAGAUGAUAUGUUAUUGGGUUCA
Brassica rapa (field mustard) is the source of this 1634-nucleotide messenger RNA. RefSeq names its product WRKY transcription factor 28. The record is from RefSeq and is a predicted model, not a curated record. Gene Ontology annotation, molecular function: DNA-binding transcription factor activity; sequence-specific DNA binding. Lineage: Eukaryota; Viridiplantae; Streptophyta; Magnoliopsida; Brassicales; Brassicaceae. Gene Ontology annotation, biological process: regulation of DNA-templated transcription.